Molecule: messenger RNA, 5747 nt
Organism: Oncorhynchus kisutch (coho salmon)
Lineage: Eukaryota; Metazoa; Chordata; Actinopteri; Salmoniformes; Salmonidae
Product: adenylate cyclase type 1-like
Exons: 19
Coding region: 305-3832 (1175 amino acids)
Biological process (GO): intracellular signal transduction; cAMP biosynthetic process; adenylate cyclase-activating G protein-coupled receptor signaling pathway
Cellular component (GO): plasma membrane
Molecular function (GO): adenylate cyclase activity
Source: RefSeq, a predicted model, not a curated record
GCUGUCAGAUUCAGAACUCGACCGUCGUGUGCUCGAGUCUGUUUCCACGCUGUAUUCCUCGCACGAGUGAAACAAAAGCUGCCGAGAGCCUACUUUUUGGAGUCUUCCUGAAGGGGAGAAAAUGCUUGCACGUUUCCUUGGUGACUGAUCUCCACGAACAACAGAUUUCAACCUGUGGAUACUGCGUGGCGUGCGCCAGUUUCCAGCCAUAGGGAUUCGGGACGCUCUCCCCUCUAACCGGCUGCGUGCUUGAUUGUUUCCCGGCGUCGGUCUGUGGCGCGCUGUGUGGUCCAGUGUCUCGUUUAUGAAUGGCCCUGACAUGGAGGAAAUUCCGUUUCAGAAAGUCAAAACCCGGCGGAAGAAAAGCCACUGUCCACCCGGCGUCCCUCUGACUACUAUCGCAUGCGAGGACGAGUUCGACUGUAAGGAGCUGGAGUCUCUGUUCCAGAACUACAACCUAAAGCUGGAGCAGACGUCCACUCUCAAAGCCCUGGCGGUGCUCAUCAUCAUGGCAUCGACGCUGGCCGUGGUGGAGUUGCUUUCCGGGCCCAAUCUGACCAUCCCCAAGGGGUCCCAUCCUGUCCACUGUAUCGUCUUCGUAUCCCUCUUCAUUGUCACCAACGUCAAAUACCUACAGGUGACCCAGCUCCAGCAGAUCGUCAACCUGACCUUGCUCUUCGCCUUCACCUUCUCGUUCCUCUGCUGUCCCUUCUCUCUCGGAGCCGUGGGGCUGGAGCCCCCGACCAACCCGGAGCAGGGCAUGUGGCAGCUCAUGCUGGUUACAUUCGUCGCCUACUCACUCCUGCCCGUGCGGACUCUGUUAGCAGUAGUGUUUGGAAUAAUGAUUGCCAUCUCUCAUGUAAUUGUGACAGCGACCUCGGUGACUGUCAAGACGCAGAAAUUAUGGAGAACGCUGGUGGCCAACACAGUGCUGUUUACCAGUGUGAACCUGUCUGGAUUGUUUGUGCGCAUCCUGACUGAGCGAGCCCAAAGGAAGGCUUUCCUACAGGCACGCAACUGCAUCGAGGAGAGGCUACGCAUGGAGGACGAGAAUGAGAAACAGGAGCGCCUUCUGAUGAGUUUGUUGCCAAGGAACGUGGCAAUGGAGAUGAAAGAAGAUUUCCUGAAGCCUCCUGAAAGGAUCUUCCACAAGAUCUACAUCCAACGCCAUGACAACGUCAGUAUCCUGUUUGCUGAUAUCGUGGGGUUCACCAGUCUGGCGUCCCAGUGUACAGCCCAGGAACUGGUCAAACUACUCAACGAGCUCUUUGGGAAGUUUGAUGAGCUGGCCACAGAGAACCACUGUAGGCGUAUAAAGAUCCUGGGAGACUGUUACUACUGUGUGUCAGGUCUGACCCAGCCUAAGACUGACCACGCUCACUGCUGCGUGGAGAUGGGCCUGGACAUGAUCGACACCAUCACGUCGGUAGCGGAGGCCACCGAGGUGAAUCUGAACAUGCGUGUGGGUCUCCACACGGGCCGGGUUCUGUGUGGGGUCCUGGGACUGAGGAAGUGGCAGUAUGACGUGUGGUCCAACGAUGUCACACUGGCCAACGUGAUGGAGGCAGGGGGACUGCCUGGGAAGGUCCACAUCACCAAGGCGACCCUGGACUCCCUGAAUGGAGACUAUGAGGUUGAACCAGGCAACGGUCAUGAGAGAAAUGCCUUCCUCCUCAAACACCAGAUCGAGACCUUCUUCAUUGUGCCAACUCACCGACGGAAAAUAUUCCCAGGAUUGAUUCUCUCGGAUAUAAAACCUGCCAAAAAGAUGAAGUUUAAGACGGUGUGCUACUUGCUGGUGCAGCUCAUGCACUGUAGGAAGAUGUUUAAGGCCGAGAUACCUUUCUCAAACGCCAUGAACUGUGAGGAUGGUGACAAGUUAAGUCAGGACUCCGUUUCCCACAAUGCUGUGCCACAGCGGAGGGCCCUGCGGACGGCUCCAGAUAAACUGCGGAACCGGACUUCAGUGUCAGCUAACGUGAGCCAGGCCAGCCCGGGCACGCGGGUCAACCGCUACAUUGGUCGUCUGAUCGAGGCGAGGCAGACAGAGUCGGACACCGCUGACCUCAACUUCCUUACACUCAUGUACAAGUGCUCUGAGCGCGAGCAGAGGUACCACCAGCUACAUGAUGAGUACUUCUCCAGCGCUGUUGUCCUCUCUCUAAUCCUAGCUGCCUUGUUCGGCCUUGUCUACUUUCUCAUCAUCCCACAGGGAACAGUGGUUCUGGUCCUACUGGUCACCUGCAUCUGUUUCCUAGUAGUUUGUAUCAUGUACCUGCAUGUCACUAAAUUACAGUGUUUUCCAGGGUGCCUCACUAUUCAGAUCCGUACUGUUCUGUGUGUUCUCAUAGUGCUCUUAAUCUAUGCUGUAGCCCAGGCCUGUGUGGUGGGCUGCAUGCCGUGGCUGUGGGGUAGUCCCCACCACUCCAACAGCUCCAUUGUCAACAUGGAUACAGCAGGCCCGCUACGCAGCUUCAACCGUACUUUGAUGGAGCUGCCAUGUGACGGUGCCCGCUACGCUUUCUUGUCAUGCGUUGUGGGCACGCUGACACUGGCGCUCUUCCUGCGCGUAUCCUGGAUGCCAAAGAUGGCACUGUUGCUCCUCCUGGGGGUACUGUAUGUCACUGUGCUGGAGCUCAGCGGAUUCAGACGCACCGCGAGUGGGGGGUCUAAUCUACAGAUCCGGGGCUAUGAGCCCAUCCUAUCCCUGCUGCUGUUCACCAGUGCCCUGGCCCUCCACUCCAGACAACUGGACCUCAAACUACGACUGGAUUUUCUUUGGGCCACACAGGCAGAGGAGGAGAGGGAUGGCAUGGAGAAGGUCAAGCUGGACAACAGGCGGAUUCUUUUCAACCUGCUUCCUGCUCACGUGGCUCAACACUUCCUCCUGUCCAACCCCAGAAACAUGGAUCUGUAUUACCAGUCCUAUGCCCAAGUCGGAGUGCUGUUUGCUUCCAUCCCCAACUUCAACGACUUCUACAUUGAGCUGGAUGGGAACAACAUGGGAGUAGAGUGUCUGAGACUACUCAAUGAAAUCAUCGCUGAUUUUGACGAGCUCAUGGAUAAAGAUUGCUAUAAGGACAUUGAGAAGAUCAAAACCAUUGGAAGCACGUAUAUGGCAGCUGUGGGUCUAGUCCCCACCAUCGGAACAAAGGACAAAAGAUCUGUCUAUGAUCACCUGAGCACAGUUGCAGACUAUGCUAUUGAGAUGUUUGAUGUGCUGGAUGAAAUCAACUACCAGUCAUACAACGACUUUGUCUUGAGAGUGGGUAUCAACGUGGGUCCGGUGGUGGCGGGGGUGAUCGGGGCCAGAAGGCCUCAGUAUGAUAUCUGGGGGAACACAGUAAACGUGGCCAGUCGCAUGGACAGCACCGGAGUCCCUGGCAAGAUACAGGUAACAGAGGAUGUGUACCGUAUCCUGGGGGAUAACUAUGACCUGGUGUGCCGGGGGAAGGUUAGCGUGAAGGGUAAGGGUGAGAUGCUCACCUAUUUCCUGGAGGGCAAGGUCCACAGCGCGGGCUGCGCCACCACCUCCUCUGUGGUGCGCUCUGCCAGCCUGAACCGCCGUGCCCACUCCUGCGGCAAGGCCAGCGUUCCCACCAAACUGGGCAGUGUCAACUCUGUCGCCAGCUUCACAGUUCGCGCCAGCAUGGUUAGCCUCGGUGGCACGGGUAACAGCAGCUCUAGCCCCAGUGUCAAUGUCAGUAUCCACCCCAUGCCAUGCUUGCCCUCACCCUGUGUGCCCACACUGGGAGAGGAGGAUGAAGAAGAGGAGACAGAUGUAGAUGUGGGAGGAGUGGUGGUGGAACGGGUGAAAGAAUUGGCUGUGUAGGGAGGUGGAGAGAAGAAGUGCCGCACUGUUGUAAACUUGAGUUCCAGACCUCCCCGUCCUGGGCUAUCACAUCCGCCAGGAGUCACUGGGGGUCCCACUAAAGAUUGAACCAGGGUCUCCUGUGGGUAAAUGGUACACUGGGAUACUGGGACAGCCCACUGCACAAUGGCGGGAUGCUCCUCGAGGAGUCACCUGUCUCUGAGGAUGGUCAGACUGGAGAACUGGACAAUCACACCUAGGAUGGCUGCACGAUAAAAUCACGCAGACUUGAUUGAGUUUGUUGUUACAUAAAUAGUGACUUGCCACUGUUUGCAACCAAACACAAUCAACUGAAGAUUUCCGGCUUCCAGCAUUGGAACAUCAGGCUCCUGGUGACAUGACCAGAAGUAUGAGUGAGUGUGUGAGUGAGUGUGUGUGUACACUCCCAACAGGGGGACAUGCACAAAGCACAGCCCAGUAUUAACCAACCAUUAACCCCAGUAUUAACCACAUAAAAAGACUGAACUUUUUGUCUUCUUCUCUGAUUAUGCCAAGGAUUCAUUCCAUCCUUCAAGGUGUAAUAGGCUAGUUUUCGUGUACUGUAAAUACGGUAUGCAUGCAUGUGUGUAUUCAUACACAAGUAUUUAUAUGUGUGUAUGCAUGUGGGUGUUCGACCUUAAAUCUUAAAUGAAAUAGCACAAAUACAAGUUUUUAUACAUUCAAAAAGUCCUCAACAUCUCAAAAGGCUUUUGACACAACGUCUUUAGUAGUGCAUGACCUGUUAGUGCUGGUCUGGACUGGUCUGGUUUCCUGUCGAGUGUAAACCAAAGCAAUGAGCUCCUCUAACAUCCUGUUGUUUAGUACUUUGUCCUUCACAAAAGGAGCACUACUGCCGUCUAGGUUUCUGGCUUUUUAGAGCAAGUCAUGGUCAGGGGGGGGUCAAAUACUCAAUAGUCAAGAUAUAUGGUUUACUGCAUAUGACAUAUUUUAAGUCUCAUGGAUCCAAACAAAUAAUCAUGGCUGUUUGGUAAGACUGUUUAGAACCAGAAUGGUCUGGUUUUACAUAAGGGUAAGUCACUUAGUGUUACAUUUCUAAUGUAGGGACCAGGUGCAACACACACACAGUCAGACAUAGCUUUGUUUGCAUCCAUGAACUUGUCGAGUUGUGUAUUGAUCAGGGCUUGUUAUUCGUCCAUUGCUCUGCCCUGAUAGGGAUUAUGUGUGGGGGUGUGUGUCCUGUGUCGGCUAUACACGCAGCAGGCUGUAGCCAAGGCUUUGAAGGGACAGGGAGGUCGGUAAAAUAGGCAUUGGGUAAGGUGCGUUGGCUUUGACCCACAGUGCGAUGCCCUCAUCCUUGAGUCCCCGAUGUAGGCUAUAGAACUUUAGUUAAUGCCAAACCUGGAACAGUCUCUCUUACGCACAACCACCAACACAUACGUAUGUAUGCUCGCUCCUUCACACAUUCUCUGUGACACACACACACAAACACAAACACAUACACAAGCACGCACGUACACACAAACACAUACACACGCACGCACACACAAACACAUACACACGCACGCACGUACACACGCACGCACACACACACACACACACAGAAAACAGUAUUGUGCAAAUACAUACAGACUUAGCAACAUCUGUGGCAGCUGUAGAAUCACAGUGUUUCCAACUCCCAUGCUGUAGACUAUGACCAUUAGAUAGAGAGAUGACGACUUUCCCUUGAUCUGCAAAAAUGUAAAUACAUCAAGUUUCAAGUAUUUUGCCUUACUUCUAUAAAUGCUUACAGUGAUUGAAAAAUGCCUUUUUAGCGCAUCACUUUGACACGCAGAACUUUGUAAAUAAAUGACUACUACAGCUGUAAACAACGUUGUAUCUUGUACAGUGUAAAGUUGGGUUAUCUCAGAAUUUGUAAUAAACACACUUUAUUGAUGUA